Actinia tenebrosa (Australian red waratah sea anemone) is the source of this 2183-nucleotide messenger RNA. RefSeq names its product adenosine receptor A3-like. NCBI's taxonomy places the organism in Eukaryota, Metazoa, Cnidaria, Anthozoa, Actiniaria, Actiniidae. Gene Ontology annotation, cellular component: plasma membrane. Gene Ontology annotation, molecular function: G protein-coupled receptor activity. Gene Ontology annotation, biological process: G protein-coupled receptor signaling pathway. The record is from RefSeq and is a predicted model, not a curated record.
UCGUGAAAGCGAUCGUUAGAAGCCGUUCAAGAACAGCAGCUAUAGCUGGUGGGAGACAGUGUCUGGUGGAAUUUUGUCGCUAAGGGAAUAUAAAGUUUGUCCUUGGGGAUUCUCGCUAGCACUGGAAUAAACGAAAAUUAAAAACACCAAGUCAUCAAGACAUCAAGCAGUCAAGAAAACACGCAUCGUAGGUGGCUUGAGUUCGACGUCAGUUGUUCUAGGUCUAAAGUUUGUUGUGAAAGAAGUCGGCAGGGCGGUCUCAAGCGGAACCUUAAACGAUGACUUCGUCAAACGCAUCAAACGUUCCAGAACGAUCCAACUCAAGCGUCUUUGUUACGCCCACACUAAACACUAUCCAAUCAAAUAGCUGGAACGGCACGAAUAUUCUAGCCAAUAGUAGCCUAGAUAAUGAAUCGACACUAGAGUUGGUUGCAUGGUGCCUUAUUUAUUCAGUCCUAUUGUUCAUUAUCAUCAUCGGAAAUGCCCUGGCUAUCAUCGUUUUUCGUAGUAACGUAUAUUUUGGUAGAAAAAAGGAGCACUGUUUUUUACUCAGUCUGGCCAUCGCUGAUAUAUUGGUUGGUAUUGCUGGAAUACCACUACAAGUCUUUCUCCUAAUCCUGGAAAAAUCCGGGAAAAUCCCUCGAUAUUUCUUUGUAUUGAACAUAACCUUUCUUACCAGCGAUGUGUUUUUUGGUCAAGCAUCGAUCUUUACUCUUACUGCCAUAGCUCUUGAGAGGCUCUACUCCGUUAUCAAGCCUCAGAAACACCGUAAAGUCAAGAAAAGGACAUAUUGGUAUCUAGUACGACUACCCUGGAUGGCAUCAGCAUUUCAGAGCUUCCUUUAUCUCCUAUCUUUAAACAAUAUUUUACCAUUUGGUGUAGUGUUCCAGUUCAUUGUGAUCUCACUUCUAUUCUCAAUGCUGUCCUUAUGUGUAGCCUAUAUGAGGAUCUGGAUGUCAAUGAAAAGAAGAAAGAAGAAUCAAAACAGCCUAACCUCUCGUCUAGCAAUCCGAAUGAAGUCCGAAUUCAACGCCAACAAGGAGAGAAAGUUAACAGUCGUAGUUGUCAUAGUAACCGGUGCAUUCGUAGUAACUUUUCUUCCCUUUCAAAUCAUGAACUUUGUAUUUUAUAUUUGUCAUCUCAAUGGAUACAUACCCGAUGUCUCGACCUCGUUAGUUAGAUUCGUAAAACUGUUGCAAUAUUCAAAUUCCUUGAUCAACCCCAUCAUCUACUCCUAUAACAUCAAAGGGUUUAGGGUUUGCUUGAAAAGAAAACUAGUGACCUCACUUCAUCUCAGCUGCCUUGGUAUUUACUCCAGUAGAAUGAAUCAAAAGCUCGAUCCAAAAGGAGUUUUUGGGAGUCCAGAAGUGACAAUAAAACCACUAAGAAACAGAAAAAACACCUUAAGUUAGAUAAAUUAAGGACGACUUUUUUUCUGGAUUCCAAUUCCUAUCAGCCCAGAGGUUGUUUCGAGGUUCAAUCUGUGAGUUACCGCACCUUGACUUAAAUCAGUCCAGAGGUUGUUUCAGCUUUCAAUCUGCGAAUUAGCCGCGCCCUAGCUGAUUUAGAUCAGGCCAGAGGUUGUUUCAGAGUUCAAUCUGUGAGUUACCGCACCUUGACUUAAAUCAGUCCAGAGGUUGUUUCAGGGUAUGGAUAGAAUUGAAAAGUGAAAAAAUUGAAGUACACUCUUAAAGGCUUUUCAAGGGUGCAAUUUUUAUUCAAGUUCUCAUUUCCAACCUCUUUGGAAUUACCGCAUUUUUCUAUUGAAAUAAUUAUUUAGUGUCCCCUGUGUCUGGCUAAUACCGAAAUAAUUCUCAAUGAACAAGUGUGUGGGUAAGGUGAGAAUAUGAGAAACAGAAUUCCAAAUAAUAGUGAAUAAUUCUCGGCCUUCUUGCUCAAUCUAUCGCGUAUGCAAACUAUGAAAACUCCCAAAGCAUCGAUUUAUGAAUGGAGAGAAACUGAUCCGGCAGGAUAAAAAGGAUUCCGAAGGUAAAGAAAGAAGUGGUACAAAAGCGCAUAUCGGUAGUGAUAGUGUGCGUGUUUUAAAUAACGAUGGAAAAAAURUAUUUUGGUGAGAGACCCUCUUUCUUCCAUUUCACUUAGGAACACUUAUCCUAUUUUAUUCUUUCCUGGUUUAUCCGUGAAAAGCAUUCAAAUGAAUUAAACCGGCUUAUUUUAGUCUA